AUGUUUUCACUCAUUCAAUUACCUNGGACAAUUUUAUAUUAUUUAAGAUGGACAAAUGUUAAAGAUGUGAAGAAUAUUAAAUUUAUUUUUUUUAGACUAGAAUUAGAGGAAAAAAUUUACAUUUUGAACAAACCUCCUCAUAUAGAUUAAUUAAAAAAUUUAGUUAUCAUUACAAAUGAAAUCAAAUUAUUCUAAUUAAAAUAGAUCUAAUAUUAUUGGAAUGGUAAAGAAUUAAAGGCUGGAGGUUUAAUAAAUAAUGAUGGAAUUAAAGUAGGUUAUUGGAAAGAGUUACAUCAAAAUUUUUUAAAGUUAAAUUUUAUAAGAAAAUAGAUGUACUUAUAUCACAUUUGUUGGAAAUUAUUAGGAUGGAAAAAGAAAUGGACUUUGGAAAUAUAAAUCUUUCAAUAAAACAAUGUAAUCAAACUGUAUAUAUAAUAAGAGCUGGUGGAUUUUAUGACAAUUUAGGAAGAAAAUAAGAUAAAUGGAUAGAAUUGUUCUUAAAUUUUACAAGGUAAUCAUAUAUAUUUAGUGAGUUAGAUAACAUUAUAUAUUAGAAGAAGGUCAGUAUUAGAAUGAUUUAAAAAUCGGGCUUUGGAGUUAUUUGUGCUUCAAUACGAUAAUGUACUAGUUUUGAAAUUUUAUAAUUAGUUAUUGUGGUGUUUAUAUAGAUGGAUUAAAAUGUGGGUAUUGGCACGAAUUAACAGAUUUAUUUUCUAAGUAAAAAAUAGAUGAUAUUUUUAAGAAAAUAUCAAGUUUUUGAGGUUGGCUAAUAUAUAGCUGGUAAAAGAGUAAACAAAUGGAAUAUACUGCUUAGAGAAUAAUAUAAUUCAAUUACUUAAAAUAUGUUAUUAUAAUUAUUAAUAUUUUUUUAGAGGAGGAGGAUAUUAUGAUGAUAAUUUUUGUAAAGUUGGCUUGUGGAGAGAAUUGUUUGAUAACUUUUAAUUGUAUUACAUAAUAUUUUAAUAUAGCGAUUGCCAGUUAUUUUACAAAGGUUAUUAUGAAUCAAAUAUUAAAGAAGGUUAUUGGAAAAUUUUAUAUAAUUAGUAUAUUGGAGAUCAAUAUUUAAUUGAAUAAAUGUAUAUAAAAAAUAUAUAAAUAAUUAGAGGAGGUGGGUUUUAUAAUAAAGCAGGUGAGAAGAAAGGAUAUUGGAUAGAACCUCAUUAUAAUUUUAGAAAGUAAAUUAAUAUAAUUAAUGAAAAGUCUAUGUGAAGUAGUUCAUAAAGGACAUUACAGUUAAGGAAAAAAAAUUGGUGUGUGGGAGACGUUUUUUGAAAAUAAAUUAAUGUUAAAGAAUUUUAAUUAAAUUAUAUAGAGGUAUAGGGUAAUAUGUAGAGAAUGUGAAAAUGAAAAAAUAAGUUGAAAUAGAUGAAAAAUUCAACGGGUAAUAAAUAACACAUAAUCAACAGGUUUUAGUAAAUAGUAAAUUAUGGAUUUUAUAAUCAAAAUAUCAAAGUUGGUAUUUGGAAUAGUAUUAUUUAAAAUGACGAGAAUGAAGACUUUUUUAAGUAAUUAAUAUUUUGAUACUUAUGAUAAUUUUUAAGAUUUG
Paramecium primaurelia is the source of this 1546-nucleotide messenger RNA. Lineage: Eukaryota; Ciliophora; Oligohymenophorea; Peniculida; Parameciidae. The record is from the annotation of a GenBank genome assembly.